AUGGCUUUCUCCUCAGUUUUCUCUGCACCUUUGCACAGUCUCACACAGACGAAGUCAAAUCCCUCAUCUGUGCCUUCUCCUUCUAUGGCUUUCCUCACUUCACCCAUUAAAAUCUCUUUUGGGUCCUCUAAGUCUGCAUUUUUUCAACAUGGUUUCUAUCUUCAAGCGUCAAAUCUUUCUGGGUUUGCCUUGAAAUCUCGAUCUUUCAGUUCUGUUUACGCUAGAGCCGCCACAGAGAAGACUAUUUAUGACUUUACUGUGAAGGAUAUUGAUGGGAAGGAUGUUACUCUUGACAAGUUUAAGGGGAAGGUUUUACUCAUUGUAAAUGUUGCGUCAAAAUGUGGUCUGACGGCAUCAAACUACUCAGAACUCUCUCACGUAUAUGAGAAGUACAAAACUCAAGAUCCAAGUUCUGGUAAAAUUAUCAUGAUAUGUGAUCCUUAUAUGAAUGCACUAUUUAAUCAGAACCUUAGGAGUAGGUUUUUAAUCCUUUUAAGGCUUUCUGUGGCCUGUACUUCUGUGAGCGUUCCAUGGGAAAGGAAAAAACCAGGUGUUGUUGUACCAUACAGUGAUGACUCUUUGCCUGUGGGGCAGGACUCACAUGAUAUGGGCAUCGCGAUGGUUACUUUUGGGGGGCAAGAGCCUGGGUCAAAUCCAGAGAUUAAGCAGUUCGCUUGUACAAGAUUUAAAGCAGAAUUUCCGAUUUUUGAUAAGGUUGAUGUGAAUGGACCAAGUACGGCUCCAGUUUACCAGUUUUUGAAGUCAAGUGCUGGGGGCUUCUUAGGUGACCUUAUCAAGUGGAAUUUUGAGAAGUUUCUAGUGGACAAGAAUGGAAAGGUUGUCGAAAGAUACCCUCCAACAACAUCUCCUUUCCAAAUAGAGGUAUGUUUUCUCUUUAGCAAGAAUCUCUAG
Molecule: messenger RNA, 912 nt
Organism: Ilex paraguariensis (yerba mate)
Lineage: Eukaryota; Viridiplantae; Streptophyta; Magnoliopsida; Aquifoliales; Aquifoliaceae
Source: the annotation of a GenBank genome assembly